Hevea brasiliensis (rubber tree) is the source of this 2911-nucleotide messenger RNA. RefSeq names its product two-component response regulator ARR12. Gene Ontology annotation, biological process: phosphorelay signal transduction system; cytokinin-activated signaling pathway. Bases 555 to 2660 code for a protein of 701 amino acids. Lineage: Eukaryota; Viridiplantae; Streptophyta; Magnoliopsida; Malpighiales; Euphorbiaceae. The transcript is spliced from 6 exons. The record is from RefSeq and is a predicted model, not a curated record. Gene Ontology annotation, molecular function: DNA-binding transcription factor activity; DNA binding.
AUGGAGAGAGAGAAAAGGAAAGAAAAAAAAAAAAGAAAGAAAGAAAGAAAUAUAGAAAGAAAGUCACCAUUAUCAUUAUAUAAAUCAUAAACAAUGCGAGGAAAAGAAAAAGGCUUUUGUGUUCUGUUAGGAAGAAGGGAAAGGAAAAGCUAAAGACAAAUACGAGAGAGAGAGAGAGAGAGAGAGAGAUAAUAGGUUUCUGUUUUGUUGGGGUUGAAGCCUCCCUUCACUCUCUUCUGGCCAUCACUAUCAUUGUCCCAUUUGUACAGCUUUUGUUUUUUUACUCGCUUCCAUUCUCUCUCUUUCUCUCUGUUUCUCUGUUCUCUUUCUGUUUCUUCUUUUGAUUCACUCCCAUUGAAUCUCUCUCGUUCUUUAUCUUUUUUGUAAUCUGGGUUUUGUCGGAAAGGCUCAAUAAUUCGAGUAACAAAAGUUUAAAUUUCAAUAUUGUGGGAAAAGUCUUUCUUUUUUUUUUUCUUUUUCGUUUUGUUUUGUUUUCGGGUUUGUGAUAUCUGUUUCAUCUUCUUUUCUGUGUGUUUCGAGUUGCUUGAUUCACAAUGACUGUGGAGGACAAAAAGUGUGGUUUAGUCAAUGAAGAUAAGUUUCCAGUGGGCAUGAGUAUUUUAGCUGUUGAUGAUGACCCAAUUUGCCUUAAAGUUCUAGAGAAUCUGCUUCGGAAAUGCCAGUAUCAGGUUACAACUACCAAUCAAGCAAUCACAGCUCUGAAAAUGCUUAGAGAAAACAAAAACAAGUAUGAUCUGGUUAUCAGCGAUGUUAAUAUGCCUGACAUGGAUGGCUUUAAGCUACUUGAACUUGUGGGGCUUGAAAUGGACCUACCUGUCAUCAUGUUAUCCGCACAUAGCGACAAGGAGCUUGUAUAUAAGGGGGUUACACAUGGUGCUGUUGACUACUUGCUAAAGCCUGUGAGAAUUGAGGAACUCAAGAACAUAUGGCAACAUGUGAUUAGAAGAAAAAAAUUACAACCUAAGGACCAAAAAAGGUCCCCAAAUCAAGACAAACCUGUUGAUGGAGAAGGAGAAGGUGGACAAGGAGUGUCAUCAAGUGGUAGUGCGGAUCAGAAUGGAAAAGUGAAUAGAAAAAGAAAGGACCAAGAUGAAGACGAGGAAGAAGAGGGUGAGGAGAAUUUACAUGAGAAUGAGGAACCAGGGACUCAGAAGAAGCCCCGAGUUGUCUGGUCUGUGGAGCUGCAUAGGAAGUUUGUUGCAGCUGUUAAUCAAUUGGGUCUUGACAAGGCUGUUCCAAAGAAAAUUCUUGACCUUAUGAAUGUUGAAGGGCUUACAAGGGAAAAUGUGGCAAGCCAUCUGCAGAAAUAUAGGCUUUAUCUGAAAAGAAUCAGUAGCGUAGCAUCCCAGCAAGCCAAUAUGGUUGCUGCAUUUGGGGGUAAAGAUUCCUCUUAUUUACGCAUGGGUUCUCUAGAUGGAUUUGGAGAUUUUCGCACUUUGAGUGGACCGGGGAGGCUUUCAAGCACAUCUAUAUCAUCAUAUUCUCCUGGCGGUAUGCUUGGCAGAUUGAACUCCCCCGCUGGUUUAGCCUUGCGGAGUAUAGCUUCUUCUGGUCUUCUCCAGUCAGGUCAUUCCCAAACCCUUAAUAGUGCUGUUAAUACUCUUGGAAAGCUUCAGCCAUCUCUUUUGCCCGCAAGCCAAGGUGCAAAUUUGCUUCAAGGUGUUCCAUUAUCAAUGGAGCCCAAUCAGCUGCAGGGAAAAUCCAAUACCCACAUUGGAGAGUAUAAUCACAAUGAUGAUACAGCAGGCUUUACACUUGCAACUAGCUUCUCAGAUGCCAGAGUGACUAUUGGAAGCUUGAAUAAUACUGUGCCCAGUCCCGCAAGUAACCCUCUGAUGCUACAAGUGAACCCUCAACAAAGUCAGAGUAGGGGAGCAUUUGCAACUCAAUCUUCUCUAAGUGUGCCUUCAUUGUAUCAGGAAUCUUUUGAUGUUGGUGUCCAUGGUUCUUCGAAUUUUCUGGAUCAUAGUAGAUGUACUGAAAACUGGCAGGGUGCAGUUCAAUUGUCCAAAUUUCAAACAAAUUCUUUGCCUUUGAGUGAACCAUUCAGUCAUGAUCCAUUAUCCAGUAGUAACUUGAGAGGCAAUAUAUCAUCCACCAGCUCCCAGAUAGGUAACAGCCCGAAUGAUUUUUCUUCUUCUAGUGUGCUUGCCACACCUUUAGAUUCCAGAGUAGACAUGGAAGGGCAAACAGACUUGAUUGGUAAUAUUGUGCAGAAUAUGAGUUACAAUUCAAGGCAGAGGUGGGAAGAACAUAGCCAGGAUUAUAAUCCAAACCUAAAUAACUCAUUCAGCACCAUAAACACAAUGGUUUCUGGCAAUGGUGGUGUGGGUUCAUUGAGCCAUAGUAUGGACCAAAGAAAGAAGUUUGAUAUGCCUUUGGCUGGCCAAUUAAACAGUGUAACUCCAUGUAUUUUCCAGCAUGCUGAGGCUGAGAAAUCUGCCUUUGACCCGAAAAUGAGGCCCAAUGAGAACUAUCUUUUGGAGCAGACAAAGUCUCAGAAUGGUUUUGCUCAAAAUAACUAUGAUUCUUUGGAUGAUAUAAUGAAUGCGAUGAUCAAACGGCAGGAGCAAAACGAGUCGAUGCUAAUGGAUGGAGAGUUUGGAUUUGAUGCCUACUCCCUUGGAUCAUGUUUGUGAGACUUUGCUAUAGCUGAUUUGUAGAGAAACAGGGCAGCCAAAAUCCCAAGUCCAUUCUUCUUCUGGAGGAAUUUGUACCAUCUUGUAAUCUAUUAUGAAUUUAUUUUUUCUUUUAACCCCAUCUUCCCUUUUCCUGCCCUCAUUCCCAUAUACUUUCUUCUUGCCCUUUCUUUGUUAUUUCUCUGUUGCUAUAGUUAAUUCUUGCUUAAGAUUUGAUAGCAUAAUUCCUAGUUUCUUAAUUUUUUUCUUAA